AAAAAAAAGAAAAGAAAAAAAAUUUGAGGACAACGACAUCAAUGGCAUCAGGAAUUGCUGGUACAAUUUUAAAACUUAAGACAGAUUUUAAAAAAGCAAAAGAUGAAUGUGCUAAUUUAGUGGAAGAAAAUAAAAAUCUUAAACAAGAAAUUCAAGUUUUAAAAGAGAAACUCCAAGAAAAGGAUAAGCAAAUUGAAAAACUUCAAGAGAGAGAUGAAGAAUUUGAAAAACUUCAACAGCAUGUUCAAAAUUUAGAAAAACAAAGAAAUGAAGAGUUAUUACAAUUACAAGAACUUGAAAUGAUUUCUCAAGAUUUCCAAAAUGAACUGGGAUUAUCAGAAUUGGAUGAAACUAAGGAGAAUGAUAUUAAAGUUGAAGAAAAUAAUGAACAACAAAAUUAUGAUUCUAACGAUUCGACAACUUUUCCUUCUUUCUAAGAAAUCGUUCUUAUAUAAUAAUAGGGAUAAUUUUUCCGAAAGUAUGAAUAAUGAACAAAAAAGCUCUAAGGAAUCGUUCAUAUAUAAUAAUAGUGAUGGAUUUUCCGAAAGUUUAAAAGAAAAUACAGAAAAAUUUGAACUUAACUCUAAUAUUCAAGCUGUGGUUGGGUUAGAUUUUGGAACAACUUACUCUGGAUUUGCUUGUUGCCAUGUUUCUAAUGAAGAAUAUAUAUAUUCAUAUGAUUCAUGGUCAAAUAAUAGAGAUUACCUAAAAAUGCAAGUCCCUACAGUUCUUGACUACAAUUAUGAUUAUUAUAUUGAAUUUUUCAAAUUAUACCUAGGCGAUUCACCAGAUAAUUUGAAACCAAAACUUCCAGUUGAAUAUAAAAAGGCUAUUACAGAUUUCUUUAGGAAAAUUAGUGAGGAUAUUAAAAAAGAAGUCCAAAAUCACUGGUUAGGAAUUGAUUUCUUUGAAAAUGUAUUAUUAGUUCUUACUGUUCCCAUGGGAUUUUCAGAAAAAGACAAAGAUAUUAUGAGAGAGUGCGUAUAUGAUGCAAACCUUAUAAGAAAUAAAUGCUCGAAAAAGUUGCAAUUUAUUACAGAAUCUGAAGCCGCAGCACUUUAUUGUAUGAAAAAUGAAUUAGAGGAGCAUGAUUUGUUGACUACAAGAAACUCAUUCAUGAUUGUUGACAAUGGUGGUUGUACUGUGGAUUUGUCUACUUGUAAAUUGGUUGGAAAUAAUCCAUUGCAAUUAGGUAAAGUUACCGAAUACAUCAGAGAUUUCUGUGUAAGUACAUUUAUCAAUGAGGAAUUUAUAAAAUUUUUACAUGAUAACAUAGAAUAUCAUGAUGUCUUAAAUGUUAAUGAUUAUCCAUAUUUGAAGCAAUAUGUCAGUAAAGAAAUAAGAAAAAUCAUGGAAGAAAAUGAUUGGGUUAUUAAUGUUGUUGAGUAUAAUGAUAUAAAAAAACUGGUUGAUCUUAUGAUUGAUAGAAUUAUUCGUUUGAUACAUAUACAAAUUUCAAAUAGUCAAGAAACUUGUUCAGGAAUAUUUUUAGUUGGAGGAUUCAGUGAAAACGAAUAUUUGCAAGAAAGAAUUAAACAAGAAUUUCAUCAUAAAGUGAAUACUAUUUCAGUCCCUUAUAAUCCUACAACUGUAAUUGCACAUGGAGCGGUAAUUUAUGGGUUAUCUAUAAGUUCAAAUUUGGAUAAAUUAGAAGAUAAUACUAAUAGUAGCUCCUCAAGAGUUCUUGAUUAUACUUAUGGAAUUCAAUUUAAUUCGGAUUGGAAAAAUACUGACCCUCCUAAUAGAAAAACUUCUGACGGAAAAAUUUCUAAAUUUAUUUCUUUGGUCAAACGAGGCACUGAAGUUACAUCAGAUCAGGUCUUUUCUUUUAAUUUUAAACCCGAAUCAGGCCAGGCACACAUAAAAUUUGAAGUUUAUUAUACAAAUGAAGAUUCUGCAAUGUACAUUGAUGAACCAGGAAUGAAAUUACUUGGAGUAUUAAACGCUGAUCUUCCAGGUAAGUUUUAAAUACUCAUCUUGAUAAUAGAAGCAUUGAUUUUGGACUUAUUUUCGGUCAAAAUGAAAUUACUGCAUUUGCAAGGAAUGAACUUAAUGGUCAAAAAUUUGUAACUACAUUUUAUUAUCAAUAGAUUCAAUAAUUUGUUUUUUAAAUUUCAAAUGUCAUGUAUAAUUUUGUAAUGUUUAUAUAUAUAUUAAAUAAAAAACUUUGAAACGACUCUG
This is a messenger RNA of Rhizophagus irregularis DAOM 181602=DAOM 197198, 2181 nucleotides long. Lineage: Eukaryota; Fungi; Glomeromycota; Glomeromycetes; Glomerales; Glomeraceae. The record is from RefSeq and is a predicted model, not a curated record.